CCAAACACCUUCCUCACCCCCAGGCUCCUGGCCACACCCCUGCUGAUUUCCACUAGCUCAGGCAGUGGUUAACUCUUCCUUGCUGGGACUCUUCAGAGUCUAGUAUAAAAUGCAUGCCUCCUCCAGCCGCCUCCGCCGGUGUCUCCAAGUGUUCGCUGUCCUGCAAUGGGUCUUCUCCUUCUUGGGGCUGGCCCAGGUGUGCCUGGCCGCUCUGCUUCUUGCAUUCCUAAGCCGAGCCUGGAUCCUCGUGCUCCUCUACCUGGUCUGGCUCUAUGGAGACAGGGACACGCCGCAGGCAGGAGGCCGCCGAUUAGACUGGGUCCGCAGGUGGGCCAUCUGGAGACAUUUCCGGGACUACUUUCCCAUGUCGCUGAUUAAAACUGCAGAGUUGGAUCCUUCCCACAACUAUCUCUUCGGCUUCCACCCUCACGGCGUCCUGGUCACCGGGGCCUUCGGCAGCUUCUGCACAGAAGCCACGGGUUUCUCCCGCCUCUUCCCGGGCCUCCAGCCGCACCUGCUCAUGCUGCCCUGUUGGUUUUACCUCCCUCUCUUCCGGGACUACAUUAUGUGCGCUGGUUUGGUAUCCUCUAACAAGGCCAGCGUCGCCCAUCUGUUGUCCCGACCUGGGGGCGGCCAGGUGGCUGUCCUGGCCGUGGGAGGGCCCCUAGAGGCGCUGGAGGCAAAGCCCGGAGCACUGAGCUUGCGGAUCCGAAAUCAGAAAGGAUUUGUAAAGUUGGCGCUGGAACACGGGGCCUCCCUGGUGCCUGUCUUCUCUUUCGGGGAGAAUGAUCUCUUCCAGCAGUUCCCGAACCCGCCGGGCUCGUGGGUGCGAAGGGUACAGGAAACGCUGCAGCCCUUGCUGACAGUGGCCCUGCCGCUGUUCCACGGCCGGCUGGGCCUCCUUCUGCCCUUCCGCAAGCCCAUCCACACCGUCGUCGGGGCCCCGAUCCCAGCGCGGCGGAGCCCGCGGCCCAGCCGGGCUGAGGUGGACGCGCUGCACGCGCUGUACGUGGAGAGGCUCACGCAGCUGUUCGAAGAGCACAAGGAGCGCUACGGAGUCCCUGCCGACAGGCACCUCGUCCUCACCUAGACGCGCCGCUGUCUCCAAGUCCCUCCCCUGCCCUCGCAGUGACUGCGGAAGGGGGAGUGGGAUUAAAGACUAGAACAGA
Messenger RNA from Rhinolophus ferrumequinum (greater horseshoe bat), 1169 nucleotides. RefSeq names its product 2-acylglycerol O-acyltransferase 2-B-like. Gene Ontology annotation, molecular function: diacylglycerol O-acyltransferase activity. Gene Ontology annotation, cellular component: endoplasmic reticulum membrane. NCBI's taxonomy places the organism in Eukaryota, Metazoa, Chordata, Mammalia, Chiroptera, Rhinolophidae. Gene Ontology annotation, biological process: triglyceride biosynthetic process; diacylglycerol biosynthetic process. Bases 110 to 1090 code for a protein of 326 amino acids. The transcript has 7 exons. The record is from RefSeq and is a predicted model, not a curated record.